Molecule: messenger RNA, 3406 nt
Organism: Melospiza georgiana
Lineage: Eukaryota; Metazoa; Chordata; Aves; Passeriformes; Passerellidae
Gene: DLST
Product: dihydrolipoamide S-succinyltransferase
Exons: 15
Coding region: 9-1391 (460 amino acids)
Biological process (GO): tricarboxylic acid cycle
Cellular component (GO): oxoglutarate dehydrogenase complex
Molecular function (GO): dihydrolipoyllysine-residue succinyltransferase activity
Source: RefSeq, a predicted model, not a curated record
CCGCCGCGAUGGUGCCGCUGUGGCGGUCCCGCUGCCUCGGCCGCGCGCUGGGCCGCUCGCUGCGCGCCCUCCGACAGGGGAACUGUACUCUGGCAAGAUCCCCUCUGUCUGGUGUGUCUGGGAGCCAAGGCCUGGCUUACACAAACAGCAGGAAGCUUAUAGUGAACAGCUCCAGUGUCUUCACUGUCCGCUACUUCAGAACCACUGCGGUACAUAGGGAUGACGUGGUUACGGUGAACACACCAGCCUUUGCAGAGUCAGUCACAGAAGGAGAUGUCAGGUGGGAGAAAGCUGUUGGAGACACAGUGGCGGAAGAUGAAGUGGUGUGUGAGAUUGAAACAGACAAGACAUCAGUGCAAGUUCCAGCCCCAGCAGCUGGUGUGAUUGAAGCCCUUCUGGUACCCGAUGGUGGCAAAGUGGAAGGGGGGACACCUCUAUUCAAACUCAGGAAAACUGGAGCUGCUCCUGCCAAGGCUACACCAGCAGCAGCCCCUCCUCCUCCUGCAGCCCCUGAACCUGCAGCUGCGCCUGCUCCUCCCCCUGCUGCAGCACCAAUUCCCACUACAAUGCCACCAGUGCCGCCUGUGUCAACUCAGCCCAUCGACAGCAAACCAGUGUCUGCUGUGAAGCCGGCUGCAGCCCCAGCGGCAGCCCCUCCUGGGGAGGCAGUGCCCACCAAAGGUGCCAGAUCAGAGCAUAGGGUGAAAAUGAAUAGGAUGCGUCAGCGUAUUGCUCAGCGGCUGAAAGAGGCUCAGAAUACUUGUGCCAUGCUGACCACUUUCAAUGAGAUUGACAUGAGCAACAUCCGGGAGAUGAGAGCUGUACACAAGGAUACCUUUCUGAAAAAGCACAACCUGAAGCUAGGUUUCAUGUCAGCUUUUGUGAAAGCUGCGGCCUUUGCUCUGCAGGACCAGCCUGUUGUGAAUGCGGUGAUUGAUGACACGACCAAAGAGAUUGUGUACAGGGACUAUGUGGACAUCAGUGUUGCUGUAGCAACCCCCCGGGGUCUGGUGGUCCCUGUGGUUAGGAAUGUAGAAAACAUGAACUUUGCUGACAUAGAGCGUGCUAUCUACGAGCUGGGGGAGAAGGCACGGAAGAAUGAACUGGCCAUUGAAGACAUGGACGGUGGCACUUUCACAAUCAGCAAUGGUGGGGUUUUUGGGUCACUCUUUGGAACACCUAUCAUUAACCCACCCCAGUCUGCCAUCUUAGGCAUGCAUGCCAUCUUUGACAGGCCUGUGGCUGUGGGAGGCAAGAUCGAGGUGCGGCCGAUGAUGUUCGUGGCGCUGACCUACGACCACCGGCUCAUCGACGGCAGAGAGGCCGUCACCUUCCUGCGCAAGAUCAAGGCAGCGGUGGAGGAUCCCCGCGUGCUGCUGCUCGACCUGUAGGGCAGCCACACCCCCACACAACCCACCCAGGACAGGGCAGCACCAGCAGGGACGAUGCAGGGCAUUCAGGAACUGGCAGGGGUCAUUCCAGUCUUUCUCCCUCCGCUGUGAUUGGAGCUGUCCCAAAGGGAAUUACGGGAAUAGCUCCUACCUCCUUUCCUAUUUUGUUUAAUGAAGGUUUAGUAUCUCACGAGAACUUGCCGUGCAGUGGGCCAGCCACUGAAUGGCACUGCCUUUCCAGAGCCAUCUGCGUGGCAUCCUCUCCCUCACAGCACCAAACUCUCACCUCUAGCUUGUCCUAUACCACUGGAAACUGCUUGCUGCUGCUGUGCUAGGGUACCCUUCCCUGCCCCUCCAUGGCAGGUUCAGCUUUACUGCCUAGCACUGAGGUUCCUGGGAGGGAGAGGAGAGGAAAGGCUACUGUCCUGUCCAUGUUUUGCUUGAAAAUAUUUCACACUCAUCAGCCUUGCAAGGGUGGUCUGACCCCGAGGCCACUUGCAGGAAAAGUUUUGGUCAGAGCAGGGCUUGAGGUAGGUGUCAUGCUUCUGGCAGUGCCCUGGUUACACUCCCUCCACAGACAGUAACACGGGGUGGCAGCUCCCCUACUUUCCCUUGGUGAUUGUCUCUCACCAGCCCAGUCACGGUGGUGUGAAUGUUCGUGUUGGGGUGGGCAGAGCCCGUGACCUCUGUGGAGGCAGCGCUGUUCCUGGGGACAGCCCUUUCACCAUUACAUGCCCGACAGGGGGCUGAGAACCAGCCCCCAGCAGCUGUCCUUGGCACACAGCUCACUGGGUGUGACUGCUGGCUUCCUGCGUGCCCCCAGCCCACACCCAGCUGGGGGGCCAGGCCUUUCAAUGUACAUCCCAGCCCACGGGUGCUGGUUUGGGGGGAGGGGGGCAGUUCUGAAUCCGAUAGCGCACACAUGAAUUGAGGGGUGAGGGGGUUGCUAGUGCCUGCAGAGUCUAUUACUCUUACCCCCUACACAGAACUUGUAACAAAAAUAUUUAACACAGCGGAUUUUAAAUGAAAUAAAACUGUGCAACGACUGCAAGGUGGGGUGUGUUCAAGUGGGUGAGGACUCUGGCAUCAGCAGCAUCCUGAGUGUAGUGCGAGUCCUGUUACCUGGUGGUGAGAGAAAAGAGGCAAUGGGAACUGAGCCCAUUGCUGGUGGUACUAAAUUGAGUAUUCUCUGCCUGUGAACACUGCUGGCCUCAAACCCUCAACCAAAGAAUUGGCUCUUCCCAGCAAAGAGGAGGGAUUUAGGGCUGGAAGUAAUCCUUUUUUAGCAACAGAACUGUAAUAGAUGGUGAGGAAUUCCCAGUGUUAGCUAAAGGGCAUGAUGGCCAAGAGGGAGACCUGAGACAGGCUCAUAAAGUUUUUCAGAAGUUGAAUUUUUACUGCUGCAAUGGAAGAGUUGGAAUUCAUGCAAGUGUGGAAAGGCUGUUGCAAAGGGAGAAAGGAAGCAAGAACAAGGGACAGUGGAAGCUGUCUGUGGUGCUGGGUGUUUCCCUAACAAGAUGUCGUCAUUGGGACAACACAAAAUCAUUUCUGGAUCAUGGCAGGGUUUUCCCAUCUCUGACAUCAACUUCAGAGAUAGUUUACCCUUCCCAGCUACAGCUGAAGAGGGCAGCCCCUUCUAACAGAAAAUGAUUGCACUCACAGCUGCCAAGCAGAGGAAAGGGAGGGCAGUUCCUGAUACUGGUGCCUUCAUUUUCCUGGCAGCUAGGGACAAAAACUGAGUGCAGAGUCAGCUUUUUUUGCCUGGCCCUGGCUAAGGUAGGUUAGGGGAAGAGGAAAAAGCCCUUCCUUGUUCUGGGAAGAGUAGAGAGUCUAAUUCUUGCACAAAUCAGUUGAAUGAAAGAGAAGGUUUUGAUUAAAAAAUGCUGCUUGCACUCAGCCUCUGUGCUGGUUUAGGAUACAGAGGGUCCACCUUGACUUUGUACAUGAGCCUGGGGAUGCCUUUAUUCUGUCUGGAGCUGCAAUAAAUGAAGCCUUCAAUCCAAUCAGGAAGGGAA